This is a messenger RNA of Etheostoma spectabile (orangethroat darter), 2930 nucleotides long. RefSeq names its product oxytocin receptor a (gene oxtra). The transcript has 2 exons. Gene Ontology annotation, biological process: regulation of systemic arterial blood pressure by vasopressin; cellular response to hormone stimulus; positive regulation of vasoconstriction. Lineage: Eukaryota; Metazoa; Chordata; Actinopteri; Perciformes; Percidae. Bases 469 to 1647 code for a protein of 392 amino acids. The record is from RefSeq and is a predicted model, not a curated record. Gene Ontology annotation, cellular component: plasma membrane. Gene Ontology annotation, molecular function: peptide binding; oxytocin receptor activity; vasopressin receptor activity.
CCAUUCCGAUUGUUACCAGAGAAGAUGUUGGAGCUUAUCAUUUCUGCUGCGUUUUUUUUUCUCGUAAUACUCUAAUUGCCAGUGUUUCAUUUUGAUUUUUAUUGAUUUUUCAUUUUUAUGUAUUUUGUUCGAGCAUAUAGACCUGAUAAUAUUUUGGAUUUUAGUUUUGGAGAAUAACCUAUAUAUAAUCAUGUGUUUUAGACCCUACUUUUGCUGUCUCGUACAGUAGGUCCACAUUUUUGAUUUCGGCACGUUAAGUUUACUUUUCUUUUGGCGCACACAUUUUGUUAAAUAUCUCAUUUUACAAGUGGAAAUGUUUUUAAGCGUCUUCAGUUUUUAGAAAACUUGGGAGAUUGAUGUUCAACCUAUCCUUGUUUAUCACUUAAUGAGCAUGUUUUGAGCCUCAUCAUACCUCACCCGUCCAUGACUUCACAACCCUGACGCAUCUGCAGAGGAAAGACUGCGGCAAUGGAGAGUUCAAAUGAAAGAGAAUUUUGGCAAUUUAACGAAUCCUGGCAGAACCCAAGUCUCGUUAACGGGACCGGUUUGUUGAAUCAGACGAACCCUCUGAAGCGGAAUGAAGAGGUGGCGAAGGUAGAGGUGACUGUGCUCGCCCUGGUGCUGUUUCUGGCGCUUGCGGGUAACCUGUGCGUCCUGCUGGCCAUCCACACCACCAAGCACAGCCAAUCUCGCAUGUACUACUUCAUGAAGCACCUGAGCAUCGCCGAUUUAGUUGUGGCGAUAUUUCAAGUUCUCCCUCAACUUAUCUGGGACAUUACAUUUCGGUUCUAUGGACCGGACAUUUUGUGCAGGUUGGUGAAAUACCUACAGGUCGUUGGGAUGUUCGCCUCCACUUACAUGUUAGUUUUGAUGUCCGUAGACAGGUGUUUGGCAAUUUGUCAGCCUCUUCGUUCUUUGCACAGGAUAAAAAACCGUUUUUAUGUCAUCUUUUCCUGGGUUCUGAGUCUGCUCUUCAGUAUCCCGCAGAUGUUCAUUUUCUCCCUGAUCGAGGCUGGCUCGCCCGGAUCAGGAGUGUAUGACUGCUGGGGCAACUUCGUGAAGCCUUGGGGAGCCAAAGCUUACAUCACAUGGAUCAGUCUCACUAUAUACAUCAUUCCAGUGGCGAUACUGAGCAUUUGCUACGGGUUAAUAAGCUUCAAAAUAUGGCAAAACUUUAAACUGAAAACAAGGCGGGAGCAGUGUAUAAGCCUGACACCCAAAGCUUCCAAAUGCAACACACUGGCCCGCGUGAGCAGCGUUAAGCUGAUCUCCAAAGCGAAGAUAACCACAGUGAAAAUGACUUUUGUGAUCGUUUUGGCCUAUAUCGUCUGUUGGACCCCAUUUUUCUCUGUCCAGAUGUGGUCUGCGUGGGAUCCAGCAGCGCCUCGUGAGGCCAUGCCGUUCAUCAUCUCCAUGCUGCUGGCCAGCCUCAAUAGCUGCUGUAACCCCUGGAUCUACAUGUGCUUCGCCGGGCAUCUCUUCCAGGAUCUUAGGCAGAAUUUUUUGUGCUGUUCCACUCGCUACCUCAAGUCAUCCCAGUGCCGCUGUGAGCGUGACUUUGACUCCAGUCACAAGAGCAACUCCUCAACCUUUGCCAUUAAGAGCACUAGCAGUCAGAGAAGCAUCACACAGACUUCCACAACAUAAGCACCCACCCUCUCUUCCCUUCUCGUUCUCUUGAGCUGUCCACUCUGCCUUUCACCACAUGCCAUUGCCCAUUAAAUAUCCAACUGUUCUAUUCCUUUAGAUACCUCUCGCCCUGAGUCCUGAAAGAAAAAGAAAAAAGUCUUAAAGUCUGAGUCUGCAAUUUUGGAGAAAGAUUGUUGAUUGGAGCACCCAUACAAUUACACCCCUCCCAUCAGAGCUCCUUUAGAUUGUUUGCUCCCAAUUUUUUCUAACUUACUAAUGUUGUGCCUUUCGCAAAUGAGUCAUUCAAAAGUACAAAUCUUUUGGGUGAACAAACUGAACUGAUUCACUUUCUAAAAAAAAAGAUCCGUUCAUAUCUCAGUUCAGUUGAGCUCUGUCAGUCAAUGGCGUCAUGCCGCAGAGCUCUAGGCUUGGGCCCACCUCAGGCGCUGUCAACGUGCAAGGACUCAAUAAGUGACUGAUUCAAGUAAUUUGUUCCCAACAGGAAUGCCGUGUGUUCAAGACAGCAAAUACACAGCUGAGUGGGGAUGGGUUGCUUGCUAAUAUAUACAGUCAGCUGCACCAUUCAGCUGUUACGAGUAGUCAUUUUUAUUAUAAUCCAUCCCAAGGCUUGGUAAUCCAUCAAGAAAACACGGAUUCUUUCAAAAAAUAAUAAAAGUGAUAAGUGUUUGAUGCAGGAUUUAUGUUAGCCGGCAGAUUUCACAGAUUAGAAGAACACUGAGGCCAAUUGAUUGGAAAUGUACAGCAUUAUUUGUGCCCAUGUAUAAGAGGUACAGACAACGUUUGUUUGUAGUUUCAUUUAUUAAAGUUCAACAAUGCAUAGUACAGAAGAAUGAAUACAUAAUAAAUCAUCAGAAAUCAGAACUGGGCUAGUUUGCAGAGAUUCAAUUCAAUUCAAUUUUAUUUAUAGUAUCAAUUCAUAACAAGAGUUAUCUCAAGACACUUUACAGAUAGAGUAAGUCUAGACCACACUCCAGAAUUUAUAAGGACCCAACAGUUCUAGUAGUUUCCUCCAGAGCAAGCAACAGUGCGAGAUCCGCUCUACCAACGCAAUAAUGGCAUUCUUAUUUUUAUUUAUUUUACAGUAAAACACAAAAACAGAGGAAAUUUAUAAUUGAACAUAAUUCUGCAGCGGUGGUUCAACACAAGGUCGGUGUCUCAUCUUUUCUCUCCAUGCUCUUAUAAAUGCAGAAGCUUGUUCUGUACAUUCAUUAUUACAAAAAAUAACGUGAACAGCCCUUGUGUUUCAUUUCUGGUUAAAUGUAGGCUAUUAUGUGGCUAUU